Candidozyma auris is the source of this 294-nucleotide messenger RNA. RefSeq lists its product as uncharacterized. The transcript has a single exon. NCBI's taxonomy places the organism in Eukaryota, Fungi, Ascomycota, Pichiomycetes, Serinales, Metschnikowiaceae. The record is from RefSeq and is a predicted model, not a curated record. Bases 1 to 294 code for a protein of 97 amino acids.
AUGACUGAAACCCCCGAGACAAAAGUACCUGGACUUAGCACUCCAGCAUUGACAAAUGGAGAAUUUAUUGAUGCAUCUUCAGAGUUCCUGCCAAAGGAGAAAGAUGCUUCCGACGAGAGACAGACCUCGGCGAUCGAGAUCGCAAGUGAACUCGAAUCCAAUAUAAAACAAAUUCAGAAAAUGCUUGAGCAAAGCGAUAAAGAGGUGAAUGAAAAGGUUGAAAGGAUAUCUGAGAGGAUAGAGCGUCUACGAAGAUUCUGCGAAGAUAGCUCGAAGGAGAAGCUGUCGAGCUAA